CAGAGCUCAGUGAGGCGUUGCCAAGGCAACGUGACUGCGUUGGCAACUGGAGAGCGACGCGGGUGGAAAUGUCUCCACACGAAAUGAAACGGACAAAACAGGCGGAAUAAAGAGGGAAACAUGCAUAUGACAAGACCGAAAUCCUCUAAAGGACGCACUAGAGUCAGGGUGACUCAGGCUCUGGCUGCGGAUGAAGGUGUGCAUCAGAGCCACAUGUUUUCCCCCCACCCUCCCCCUUCUUCUACGCCCACUGUGAUUCCCACCCGCGCCGUCCCCAGACAGAGCAGCAGGCCAAGUGCAGAAGUUCACAGUGAAAUCUUCGAACCACCCCCAGAUGUUCCAGUUCUCUCCCUCAACAAGUACAAGGUUCUCCCUUCCAUCGAGAAGAGGCCAGGAGAUGUUUUGACCAGAGGUGUGGAAGAAAAGGUCUCUAGGCUCAGUCUGUCUGACAGCAGCCUUCGUGACCACCAUCAGCUCCAGAGAGACCAACACAUCUCCCAUUUCUGUUCUUGGACUGCUUCAAGAAGUGACCCAGAGAUGGGGAUUGUGUCUACGCUCCAGUUUGAUCCUAACACAGGGAGGGUGACUCCUGGACACUCAGAGAGCAGAACAGAUGUAGCUGUUGAUGGUGACAAGCAGCUGCUGCUUGCAAUUCGAACUCCAUGCGGUCAGAGGUUCAAAUGGCACUUUCAGCCCACAGAUACGCUCCAGGCUGUCAUAGCUGCUGCCGAGGCCAAAUGCGGAGAGCGGUACAAACAUGCUGUAAUCGAGACCAUGGAGGUCCCUCGGCAGACCUUCACCAAUCUAACCAUGAGCCUGUCUCAAUGUGGGAUCUUUAAUAAGUCUGUUUUAUGCAUCAGCCUCGAAGACAGUGCAGUGGACUACUGAUGCUUCUAAGUGUUCCAAGUUAUUCAUUAAAGGGUCGGCUUCCUGGACAGCCUAAUCCUGGACCGCACCUUCCUUUCAAUGGACAUCUGGAUCUCCAUUCAGAACGUUGUGUAGUCUAGAAUCGGGAAAUCGACCCGAGUGGAAAUCCACUUUUGUCUAAUGAUGAUUAUUGUAAUGAUUUAGCUUUAUUAAUGGAACAAUAAUGUGAACUAGUAAAGAUUAUUUUAAAUAAACAUUUGUAAACAUUC
This is a messenger RNA of Pygocentrus nattereri (red-bellied piranha), 1136 nucleotides long. RefSeq names its product UBX domain protein 10 (gene ubxn10). The record is from RefSeq and is a predicted model, not a curated record. Lineage: Eukaryota; Metazoa; Chordata; Actinopteri; Characiformes; Serrasalmidae. Gene Ontology annotation, molecular function: protein binding. The coding region runs from base 121 to 888 and encodes 255 amino acids. The transcript has 2 exons.